Molecule: messenger RNA, 6238 nt
Organism: Lethenteron reissneri (Far Eastern brook lamprey)
Lineage: Eukaryota; Metazoa; Chordata; Hyperoartia; Petromyzontiformes; Petromyzontidae
Molecular function (GO): [heparan sulfate]-glucosamine 3-sulfotransferase activity
Source: RefSeq, a predicted model, not a curated record
UUCUUGCCAGAAGAGUCAAGUCCCCCUGCUCGAUCGUAGGCACCGCGCGCGAGCGGCGCUUCCCUUCCCACACGCGCGCAGACCUCCCCCGCCGUGCGGAGAGGAGCCUUCACCGGGGCUUGCUGGAGCAAGCGCUGUUCGCCUGCACUUUAUACUUACAUAGACAUCUACACACACACACGUGAGACGCUAUUAUACACGCAUUUUACAUAUAUACACACGCGCACGUUUUUUAUGCAAACAUCCACCGUGUAACCUGCGCAGGCUGUUGGGGAAAGUGUUCUUUUCGUAGCGAGAACCACGCAUACACAUACACUGUACUAAGCACAUCUAUGAUGCACACAUAGCACGGGACACGGAGAGCCAUAGGCACACGCCGUUUACGAUGUCAAUCUGCCUCGCGUUACGCACGUACACUCUGCUGAGCGCUGUGUAACAUCUCAUUUACAACGUACGCACAGCUCACCGAACUAAACGCGCACAUAUAAUAUGCACAACUGUGUAUGUAGGUGACUCUGACACUCUUCAAACAAGUAACAUAUCCGUAUCGUAUAAUACACUUUCUACAUAACGCAUACGUAGCCUGUGUUCCCUGUGUACGCGUGAAUGUGUACACACUUAACACGUGCGCUGGAACACACAAAGCAUAGACAUAACACUGGCACACACGAGCAUACGUGUACGCACAGCAACAUGUACACGCACAUCAUGUCGUAUCCACCACGUAACACUCACCAGCACACCGAAUGCUGUAUACAAUACAUACACUUGUAAAGAUUCUCGCAUAUAACACACGUGUGCUCACAAACACAAGUGCACUCAAAGAAACAUAGUCAUACAUAAUCCAUCCAUACCCAUACACUUGACAAUUAGGAAUUGCUCACUUUAAUAUUAUCACCACCCUGAAUUACUGCAACCACGACAGCCAGCUUUCAUCACUGCUACCGCUGGUAACAUCACUGCUAACAGCAACCAUCAGCAUCACCGUCAUCACUACAACCAUCAUACCACCACCUGCAUACCACCACCGUCACUCGUGCUUUUACAACCACCACCAUCGUCAACCCCAACAGCACCGCCAGCUUUAAUCACCGCAACCACCACUCCGCACGAUCACCGACAUUCAUCUCCACUCACCCUUCACCACCACCACCACUCCCGCCCACAUCGCGUAGAGUGACGAGACACAGACACACACAGACACACACGCAGACAGACACACACAGACAGACACACACACACAGGCACAGACAGAGACACACACGCAGACAGACACACACACAGGCACAGACAGAGAUACACACGCAGACAGACACACACACACAGGCACAGACAGACACACACGCAGACAGACAUACACACAGGCACAGAUAGACACACACACGCAGACAGAGACACACCCAGACGCAGACAGACACACAGACACACACAUAGACAGACACAGACACACACAGACACACACACACAGACACCAAGACACACACACAGACACACACACAGAGACACACACACACACACAGACACCAAAACACACACAACAACAACAACAAAGGGGAAGAGUGGGGUAGGAGGGGAUUCACGCUCCGGCUCGCCGCUGCAAUAUGUUGUUGGCUCGAACUCUCUGGGCCGGGCAGCAUGGCGAGGACGGCCACCAGCCCCGCGGGGCCGCAGGGACUUGCCCCGCUGCUCCCGACUCUCCCCGCCCGACGCCAUCGUCACCGCCUCCUCCUCCUCGUCGGUCUCCCCGUGCGUCUCAGCAGCCCGCUCCUGGUCAUGCUCUCCGCGCUCUUCCUCUCCACCUACCUCUUCCUCUGCUCCCUGCCGAGCUGCCAGCACGCCGCCGAGACGCUGCCGACGGGGGGUGGUAGCGAGGGGGGAGGAAGCGGAGCGGCUGCUGCUGCUGGUGGUGGUGGAGGAGGAGGAGGAAUCGGCGUAACGGGGGCGGUGGACGAGGGGCGAGUAACCGGGCGACGCGUGGGAGCAGCCUCGGGGGCAGGUGGUGCAGGAUCAGAAGGAAGAGCAGCAAUGGCAUGGUCAGCAGCAGCAGCAGCAGGAGAUGAAGAUGAAGAGGAUAGCAUCCAGGCUCCCCCUCUCAGCAGGCGAGGCUACGCGAGCCAGUCGAGUGGAGGAGGAGGAGGUGGAGGGAGGAGAGGAGAAGGAGGCGACGGGGGAGGAGAGGGCCUCGCACGGGGCUCCAAGACUCCGCACGCGGCAAGAGCGCACGGCUCGGCGAAGACUCGCGAACGGGGCUCUGGACUGCGCGCUCUGCAGGAGAUGAGUGAGAACAAUGAGGACGACGGAGGAGCAGCGGCAGGCAUCCAGCACAAUGAGAAGACGAAGAGGAAUGUCGACGACGAUGUUGAUGUCGAUGAUGAUGUUGCUGAUUGGGACAAUGCCGAUCUGGGAAAGGAGGACGCGGACGAGUUGGAAAGGAGGGAUGGAGGGCAAGCGGAGGAAUCGGAACUCGGGAUUCCGUGCUGCAAGAGGCUUCCGCAGGCGCUCAUCAUCGGGGUGAAGAAGGGGGGCACCCGGGCGCUGCUCGAAGCCCUGAGGCUCCACCCGGCCGUGCGCGCCCUGGGGGCAGAAGCUCACUUCUUCGAUCGCAACUACGAGAGGGGCCUUGAGUGGUACAGGGGCCUCAUGCCGCCCACGGAGCCCGGGCAGAUCACGAUGGAGAAGACGCCGAGCUACUUCGUGACGCGGGAGGCGCCGGCCCGCAUCCGCGCCAUGGGUGGCGGGCGCACCAAGCUGUUGGUGGUGGUGCGCGACCCCGUGACGCGCGCCGUCUCCGACUACGCGCAGACGCUGGCCAAGCGCCCGCGGGGGACGCCGCCGUUCCGCCGGCUCGCCUUCCGCAACGGCUCGGCGGCGGCGGCGCCCGCGGUGGAGCCGCGCUGGAGCGCCCUGCGCAUCGGCCUCUACGCGCGCCACCUGGAGCGCUGGCUGCGACACUUCCCGCGCGAGAGCAUGCUCUUCGUGAGUGGCGAGCGGCUGGCGACGCGGCCCGCCGCCGAGCUGGCGCGCGUGCAGGACUUCCUCGGCAUCGCGCGCCUCGUCACCAGGAGGCACUUCUACUUCAACGCCACCAAGGGCUUCCCUUGCCUGCGACGCGGAGGCAUCGCUGCUGCUGCUGGCGCUGGCGCUGGUGCCGCUGCUGCUGCUACCGAUGGACUGAGUGUCGGAGACCGAGGCGCGAGACUCAGGGGUAGCGGGAGCGCCAGGAAGGUCGGACGGCGGAUCGCGCGGAUGCGUGGCAGGGGCGGGAGCUGGACGUACGGAGAUGUCGGCGAUGUCGACGUUGACGUGGGCAAUGUUGGAGAUGAAGAGGUCAAGCAGAACGAGCGGAAAGACGAGGAGGAGGAUGAGGAGGACGAGGUGGAGCACCGGGACUCGGGGGAGGAGGACGGGGAUGCGGAGGCGGUGGAGGACGAUGAGUAUGACGAGAGGGGUGAGUGGGCCGGUGGUGAUGGAGAGGAGAAUCACUGGGGCCAGCCUCACUGCCUGGGCAACAGCAAGGGUCGGCCACACCCGCACAUUGAGCCCGAGCUGCUGCAGCGGCUCCGUGAAUUCUAUCGGCCGUUCAACCUCAAGUUCUACCAGAUGGUGGGACAGGACUUUGGCUGGGACUGAUGGUCGUGCCUUGUUCGUUAUCCAUUCGUAACAAGGCCGGCCAGCUCGGUGAUAGAGCGAGUGGCUCACAAUCGGAAGGUUGCAAUUUUCAACUCUUGGUCUGAGGUUGGCUCGGUCCAUCAUCGACAGUUGUUGUCCUCGAGAGCGACUUGCCCCCGUCACAGUAAUGUGGAAUAUCCACCACUGACUCAGGGCUGUAAACAGGAGAUGGCCACUGCCUCAAUGCUCACGUGAGCAGGAAAUCCCCCCGGCUGAUGGGUACACACGCGCACGCAGAGGGCACACAAAACAAUGAGCGGGGCAAAAGUCUGAAUUGCAGGUAAUUUCCCACUCGGGGGAAAUCUGAAGCGGUGCCGAGAGCGUUCAGAUGGGUCAAGCAGACUUUGAUAAUCAUCGUUUCAUGGCUGAGCUCGCACAAGAUCCGUCCCUUCACAUCCAAUUAUGUUGUCCGCUCACGGCGUGGAGUCGACAUAUAACGUCGUGAAGCGGCGGUGGCGGUAUUCGUUGCGUUCACGGCAUUGCCAGUGGUGGCUCGUGGCCAAGGUUCAUGGUGGGGUGGUGUCAGCACCGCACAAUUUAAUUUUGUUUUAUUUUAUCCGGUAAGGCCCACUGAACUGUAUAGAUCGUUUUCAGAAGCGACCUCGCCAUCACAAAUGAAAGCGCAAAGAAGUGGCUUAUCAUCACGUGGACAUUUCUAGCAGCCAAAUACUCUGAAAACGCGCGCUGAUUCUAAAACGUGGAGGGGAAAAUCCGGAGGACCCGGAGGAAAAUCCACGUGACCACUGGGGGAACAUGCAAACUCCAAAUAUACAGCAGCAGGCGUCAGUGUCGGGAUCGAACCCACGACCUCCUGUAUACCAAGCGAGGUAGUUAACAACUCGCCACCGAAGAUUGGGGUGAGGGGGGACAGUGGGAAACGAGUGGGAAUGUGGAAUUUCCACCACUGGAUCAAGGCAUCGAGCCCAUCUCACAACCCACACCUGCAACAGCUGGCAGUCUCCAAUCCAAGUGCCUGCCAGGCUCAACUCUGAUUCUCUUGCGAGAUCUGACGGGAGAGGAUUUGAUCAUUUGAGUGUUGUGGUCAAUCAAAUGAGUACCACUUCAUGUGAAGUUUACAGCAGUGGCACCGUACGAAGAUUGGGCCCCUGCCAUGAGAAUUAGGAAUUUCCACCGCAGGGUGAGGGUCACCAAUGGAGUGCUAUCCCAGGAAGAUACGGUGGAUAAAACCAGCAUAAAGAUCAUGGUCAGGGUCAGAGGUAAUAACGGACACCUCAUCCUAUUGCUUCCUUCUGCUAGAUCAGCAGAAGAGCCACACCACCACCAUCAUCUCCACCAUCAUUGCCACAAUCAUCAUUGCUACCACCACCAUAGCGAUUUCCACCACCCAACAUCUGCAUUCAGAUCUUCUCUUUGGUCGCCGUGUAGAAUCUGUCAACAGAAUCAUCAUACAACACAAUCGUACAAGUACACCUAGUCUGGCACCGGUGGUGCGGUGGCAUCAUCGCUGCCUCCGCAGCACCACAAACAUUUGUAACCUUGGCGUAAACAUGUGUGGCAAUUGGAAUAUGGCCCCACGCAAUGCAAACAUCUUCUCCACAUGUGGACUGACUGCGUUGGAUGACGUGAAUGAUCUAAAAUUUCAAGCAUUAGUUGAUUUUGUCUCUCUCCGUUUACGUGCAGAUAUUGUGAAAAAAAAUGUCUCUUCGGUUUGCAAAACCAGACAUAGCGAAAACUGUAAGCUAACAUUUGUAAAUAUGAAUUCCUAUCGUUAAUAUCACGGGGCCAUGUAAGAUUUAUUCCUGUUGAGAUUCAUGCGAGGGAGAAUUCGCGAUAGAAAUGUUGAUCUUAUUUUUGUGCUGCCUUUGGGUUGUGCAUGUGAAUGACCAGCCCAGCCCCUUUGUGAAACCACUGCUGGAUGGAGCUCUCCCCACGUCAUGGGGGGGGCAAGGGGAGGGCCUUUGAUCGUCUUGCGGAAAAAAUAAUUGCACCACUUUGUGGCACGUCAACAGAGACAGAUACACUCGCCCCACGCCAUAGGAAUGUGGAAUUGCCAGCGCUGGCUCAGGACUACCGUGGGAAAUGUCAGCCAAGAAGACACUUUUACGGCUUCAUUUUACAGUGUAUACCGUAAUAGCAGGUGUUACCCAUAAGACUUAAAAAAAUAUAUAGAGAAAUCAAUAAAUGCAGAUGGAAUAAAGCAAAAUAUAUAACGCGCUGUGUUGCGAUGUUUCAUUGCAGUUGAAGGGGGUUGGGUCGUUGGGAGCGUUUGAGAUGCGAAAUAACUACCCAGCAAAACUGCAACGCUGUGCCACUGUUGGCAUGUGGGUGGAGCCGGUGAGGCCAAGGUUGGCACAACGUGAGGCCAACGUUUCGUGUUGACUGGAUAUUUCUUUGUCUCCAUUGCCAGCGACCUCGUGCAGUUGUAUCGUGUAAGGUUGAGGAUUGCGGCCUUGCAAUGGCUCAUGCCGCUGAUGAUUAAAAAUAUAAUUGUAAUAAUGUUUACUUUUGUUUACUAUGUAUGUAUGUAUCGCGUCGCCGUGGCUCGUGCGAAUUGCAUCUCUCACAAUCGCGAAGAAGGGGCUAUUGACAGCUGGACACGGCGGGAGCA